Messenger RNA from Rhipicephalus sanguineus (brown dog tick), 1831 nucleotides. Its product is annotated as intermembrane lipid transfer protein VPS13A. Bases 112 to 1734 code for a protein of 540 amino acids. Gene Ontology annotation, cellular component: extrinsic component of membrane. Gene Ontology annotation, biological process: protein retention in Golgi apparatus; protein targeting to vacuole. The record is from RefSeq and is a predicted model, not a curated record. NCBI's taxonomy places the organism in Eukaryota, Metazoa, Arthropoda, Arachnida, Ixodida, Ixodidae. The transcript is spliced from 17 exons.
AGGAGACAUCAAUUUGAAAGAUCUGGACAUCAAGCAAAGUGCCAUUGAUGAUCUUGAUCUACCUUUCCGUGUUGCAUAUGGUCACAUAGAAAAGCUCACAUUGAAGAUACCAUGGCAGUCAUUGUACAACUCUACUUAUUCUGCGGCCGUGGAAGGCAUCUACAUGGUCAUAAUUCCAAAGUCAGGAGUGAAAUACGAUGCGGCCAAGGAGCACAAGCUUCAGCGGGAAGCAAAGCAACGGAACUUGCUCGAAUCGAGCUUGUCAAACAGCAAGAGGCAGAGAAAGACAAACCGAAGGAGGAGAAGCAGGACACAUUCGUUGAGAAGUUGGCGGCGCAGAUCAUCAAGAACCUGCAGAUCCGCAUCCGCAACAUCCACAUCCGCUACGAGGACAACUUCACCAUUCCCGAGCACCCGUUCUCCUUCGGCAUCACCCUCUACAACCUGUCCUUUGACACGACCAACGAGGAGUGGGAGCCCUGUGUCCUCGACGUGUCUGCCAGGAUUGUGCACAAGCUGGUCGACAUCAGCAGCUUUGGCUUGUAUUGGAACACAGACUGCAAGCUUUUCAUGGAAUAUGAACAGUCAAAGAUAAAGGCACGUCUGCAAGAAACAAUCAGCAAUGAAACUGUCAGGCCUAAUGAUGUUUUAUACAUGCUCGGUCCGAUUUCCUCGCUUGCCAAGUUGACCAUGGACACUAAGCCAGAGAUAAACAACUACAGCAGCACUGGGAUGGUCUUGGACAUUCUCAUUGCAGAAAUCAGCAUCGGCAUCGGCAAGCGCCAGUUUCAAGACAUGCUGGCCCUCGCGGAUUCGGUCAAUCGGAUGACGAUUGCCGCCCACUUCAGGAAGUACAGGCCUGAUGUCCCGGUGCACAACCAUGCUAAAAUAUGGUGGCACUUUGCAUAUGAAGCGAUUCUGGAGGAGUACGUGAGACGGCGUAGGCGUAACUGGUCGCUGAAGCACAUGCAUGAGCACGUCCUCAAGGUCAGGGAAUACAAGGACCAGUACAAAAUCAAGCUGCAAACCAAGCAGUCUUCCGAAAGCCUCAAGGUGCUUGAAGACGAGUUGGACGUGUUCAACAUUACACUUGCACGACGUCAGGCAGAGCUAGAGGUUGAGGAGCAGCUACUGAACACCCCCAAGCAAAGUUGGUUGUCAUCCUGGUGGUUCGGUAGUAGCGACCAGACCAGUGCAGCGUCUACGACCCAAGACAUUGCUAAGAAGUUUGAGAAAGCCAUGACGCCUGAGGAAAAAGAGAAGCUGUAUGCUGCUAUUGGCUACCAGGAGAACACUUCAGCACCAAUCUACCCGGUCACCUACGUCGCCAAGAGGCUGAAUUUUGUGCUGAAGAACUUUUCAUUGGCCAUACAUGAUGAAGCGAGAGCGAAGACCAUCAUCGUGCAGGCAAUCCUGAACGACAUGUCGGCAACUGUCGAGGAGAGGCCUAGAACAGAAGCCAUGAAGCUGGAGUCGAAAAUAGAGAAAUUUAAGGUUCUUGGCUUUCCUCAAGAGCCGUCGGAUUUCUGCACGCUCAUCUCGUCUGAGAUUGUUCAAGACAACGAAAAGAAGACUCUGCUGUCCUUUUUGUUCGAAACAAAUCCAAUUGACGAGAAGUGUGACCAGAGGGUUCACCUUUUCGCAGAACCCGUGGAGAUGGUGUACGAUGCGACUGUCAUCUCUGCCCUGGUGGAUGUUUUCAGCCCCCCAGAGCAGGCUACUCUUGACAAGUGAGAAGCACAGCAGUAGUCGAAGCUGAACGACAUCAAGGCCAUGUCGGCCACUGGGCUACAAGCAUGCUAUCGAGCAGCGGAAAGCUCUCGAAGUGCUG